Molecule: messenger RNA, 2996 nt
Organism: Myzus persicae (green peach aphid)
Lineage: Eukaryota; Metazoa; Arthropoda; Insecta; Hemiptera; Aphididae
Exons: 3
Coding region: 1312-1914 (200 amino acids)
Source: RefSeq, a predicted model, not a curated record
CUAUUAUGUUGUUGAUUUUGUUUUUUAAAACUUUAAAUUAAUGGUAUGCAAUCUAUAUUUAUUAAUUUAUCUCCAGUCUCAACUAUUACAAUCCACGAUCAAUCAUUUUGAUAUAAUAAGUAAAUAAAUAUAUGAUUUAUUAAUUUAUCACUUUCUUUCGUGUAUUCACUAGGAAAUACUAAUUAGAACCAUGAAUUUGAUGUAGUGUUUGGUACUAUAAUAUGUAUAUUCGAUUUUCCUGGACCAUGUGGCAUAUCAAUAUCAGGUAACCAUUACCAGCAUUAUGACAAUGAUCGAGUUUAACUAGAAUGAAAUAAGGAAUGCAUAUUUAUCAUAUUAUAUGCCUAAGCUUUUAAGUUAGUUAAAUUAUGGAAUUUUCAAAAAAUAUGAACUAUCAUAAUGACAAGUUUUCCAUUUCAGAAAGCUGGAAUCUAUUGUUUCUGCCCUGCAGUUUAAAUAAAAUUUACGUUUCAAUAUUCGAUUCUAUGUUAUAAUAUUGAAUAUUUUUUUUGGUUUUUGGUCUGGUUUUUACAGGUAAAAAAACCACUGAAAUUAAUGAUAAAUCAGAGAAUGUAAACAAAAAACUAUUCUAAGAGGAGACGGUUUGGUGUCAGAAUAUAUUUCUAAGGAUGUUUUAUAAUGUAUUUUUGUUGCUGUUGGUAAUUUAUUUUUCUAUAAGUACCUACCUAAUACAGUAAGUUAAACUACUUUUACUUAAAACAAAUCUCAUUUAAUUAGGCAUAAUUUAAUGUGUUGAUAAUGUUGAUCAACUAAUUAGUUUUCGUUUAUUUUGCAAUUUCCUGGCGUCUAAAUGAAUUAGACAUACUUAUUUUGGUUUUUUAAAUUUAAAUUUAGAAUUAGUAAUUCAUGUAAUUUAUUAUAGAUGCUCAAUGCUUGGAUGUCUAAUAGUAAUUCUAAUGUAUUGUAACGAAUAAUGAUAUUCACAUUAUUACUCCAUAAGACUUCAUAAAUUAUAUCAUAAUGUUAACAUUAAAUUAAACUCUUAAACCUAAUAAAAUAACUGUACCAUAUACUUUACUAUAACCGAAAUUAUGUAUAAUAUGUAAAACACUUAAGAUUAUUAACACUUAUUCAUUGUAAUUAAUGUGAAAAAAUGUGCGUCAACAAUAACACAUUUUGUACCUACCUAUGUACCUUUCUAAAUAAACAACAACAAGUGCGACUGAUCAAUGAUAUAAGGAGAACCCAAUUUCGAUAUUACAAUCAGUGUGUUCCCAGCAUCAUCGUCUGUCUCAUACACCGUACUCAGCUUACAUCAGUUUCAUCUAUAGAAAAAUAGCUACAAAAAUCAUGAAUUACACCAUGCAUAUUUUUGGUUUGGUUUUACUUGCCACAGUGGUUUUAUCAUCGACAAUCCGACAAAAAUCUAUUACACAACCAACAGCUGUCGGCAACUUGGAAUCUGAAUUGCAGUCUUCGACGGCGCUCAAAUCAACGACCGUUUUGAAGACUACAACACUGCCGGAUAAAAAUAGAGAUGAAAAAUGUAUCUGCACACCUUAUUAUAUGUGCAAAAGCUAUAAUUGGACUGUAGAAGUCAACAAACGUCGUAAUUUAAGCAUUAACUCAGCUCCGUGUCAAAAUGAUAUGGACAUUUGUUGCAAUGAUACUAAAAUUACUUCGACCGAAAAAUAUAAGUCAAGUAGCCCUGAUACUAUAGAUAGUAACUGCAAAUGUAUUGGCUCAGAAGAUUACAGCGAAGACACGAAUCUUUUUCUUACAGAAUUAACUUUAGAGCUUUUCGGUGACAAAAAAGUAACUAAAAAGCCAUCCGUCGGUCAAAAAGAUGAAUCUGCUAAGAAGCCAUUUGAAGGUCAAAUAGGAGGUUACACUACAGAACCAUGCAAUUGCCAAAAAGGAGAUUCUACUAAUAAGCCCUUUGAAGUCUUAUAAUUACUUUUUUAAAAUUUAAACGUUGAAUAUUAUGAUAUAAUACAUACAUUUUUUUUAUUUAAUAUUUAAAAUUUAUGAUCAAAGGCAAUAAGUAAUAUUUAUUGUAUAAAACAACGUACAAGGCUUGACGGUUUGAGUGAAGGAGGCCUCCAAUAACGCUACUUCAACUUGAUUUGAUUUGUAUAGCUUGUUUUUUUAGAACAUUAUUUGUUUAGGAAGUCAUGUGGCCAAUUACACGUUGACACAACAUAUCUAAUAUACAAAAACAAAAUAUAUUAAAUCCUUAAAGGGUUGCUUAUAAAAUUUUAAUAAUUAUUAGCAUAACAUGUUAUUUUGUUGAAACUUUGAAUUAGUUCUACCUAUAACAUCUUUUCACACAAUUUGUCUGAAGUAAGUGUCAACUUAAUAAAUCACAGACAAUCGUGACAUAAUUUUCAUUUAAGUUCUAAAUUAAUGUAUAAUUUAUAAUUUUCUUUUAUGUACUAACUAGUAAAUAUUAAGUAGAACUAUGAAUUUGAUAUAGUGUUGACUGUUGCCUGUUGGACACAAUGCUCUAUUUCCCUGUACUAUAAGGCAUAUUGUUUUCAUUUUUGUCAUGUUGUUUUGGCCCCAAUUCCUGCAUCCUGACAAUGAUUGAGUAAGUGUAAUUAGAUUUAAGUAAGGGGAAUAUGUAUUUUAUCAUGAUAUAUGCUUAAACUUUAAAGUCUAUUAAACUAUACAGUUUUCAUAAAAUAUAAACUAUAAUAAGGACAAGUGUUAUUUCCAUUUCAAACCUAACCAUGUUAUACGAAAUUAACGAAUCUAUUAAUUAAUAAUUUCUGUAUUAUAUAAUAUAUUUUUUUAAUUUCCAUAAGUUAUUUAUACCUAAAACAACAGUUUUAUUAUUACAAAUUACUAAAAUAAGACUAAAAUUGUGUAUAUUAAGUAUUUAUUUAUUAAGUAUCAAUUGUACCUACCUUUUAGUUAACUUCGCUAUGACGAAAGUGGUAUAAUGGAACUCUAUAGACAAUUUGUAAAAAUGUGUUAAAUUCAAUCUAUCGAAAUGUGUUAUUUGUAUAGCAAUAAAAUAUACUUGGCAGACA